Molecule: messenger RNA, 1209 nt
Organism: Rhagoletis pomonella (apple maggot)
Lineage: Eukaryota; Metazoa; Arthropoda; Insecta; Diptera; Tephritidae
Product: NADH-cytochrome b5 reductase-like
Exons: 1
Coding region: 8-961 (317 amino acids)
Molecular function (GO): oxidoreductase activity
Source: RefSeq, a predicted model, not a curated record
AUGCAUUAUGGAUGAAAGUGAUUGCUGCGGCAAUGGAUGUAUGAGCUGCAUAUUAAAUGUGGGACUACGUAAAUCUGAUGCUGUCGAUCUAGUGGGAAAAUAUAAUGUUAUAUCAAUUUAUCAAAAAUUCCGUCUACUUGAAAGGCGAUCGCAUAACCCAAAGGCGUUUAACUCAACACAUAGUAAUGAGGACCUGCCCAAAGUAUUGGAGCUUCACUUUAAAGCUGCUGACCUGCCAAUCGAUUCGGGUGAUUACAUUUUGGACAUACCAGUUGGAUAUCAUAUAAUGAUGCGCACCAAAUUACCGAACGAUGUUGUUUGGCUUCGACCCUACUCACCCUUUUGGGUUGACGCUUUGGCAUUGGAGUUUAAAAUACUUGUUAACCUUUCACCAAAUGGUUAUAUGUCGCGAUACAUUAGUGGGUUGCAGCCCGGCGACUUGGUGGAAUUCCGUGGACCAAUCGGUGCAUACGAACGGACAACAAGAAAUUGUGAAGAUAGUUGCGUUUUUGUUAUUACACAAGGAGUAGCUAUUGCUCCAACGCUCCGGAUUGUUAAGAGAAUUCUCGAUAACGAGGAGGAUUUUAGCAGAGUUAUACAGCUCGCGUGCUACAGAGACUUGAAACAUUCUUAUUUCCGUGAUAAAUUAAAAGAAUUUAACAAAUAUUGGAAUUAUUCAAGUAGAAUAUAUCUCGCACAUCAGCGGUGUUCAAAGGAAAUGUGCGAGGAUUCGAAAUGCACAGGUAAAUGUGAUUGGUUUCAAAGCAAAUUGUGGUAUAAAGAAUUAGUGUAUUCGCAACGUUUAAACCUAUCAGAAUUAGAAAAUAUUUGUAAUGUUAUUAAAAAAGAUACAAAAUUAGAAUUUGUAAUUGCGGGAAGCAAAAAGUUUCAAGAAGCUGUUAACGAAAUGAUACACAAAUCCACUAUAGAAGCACUAGAGGAAAAUAUUUUUAUGUUAUAAAGCGAAAAGGAAUGUGAUUCAAUACAUCGCUCAUUUACUAAAAGACUGUUACAACUCACGAAGUGAAAAAUUUGGUGUGGUAAUACAUGCUAAAAUCCUGUGUGGUACCCGGGUGAAGCGAUUUUGCAUCUGAAUGCCGUUUUAGUUGUGACAGUCUUUUACUAAAUAAGCAAUAGGUACAUAUUCCUUUUAGACAAAAAUGUUAUACUAAAAUGAAGUUCUAUAUGUAUUUGUAUCAUCUGCGAUCA